GACGCCGAGAGUUUGGGGUAGCGCAAGGGAAGCCAGGAACUGGUUUCGGAAGCUGGACGGCGCCAGGGGCAGAAGCCUCGAGUCCAUCUCUGGGACUCCGAAGUCUCGCCUUGGUGGAAACCUCACCCUAUUACCAGGCAUUGGCGAGGCGGCCUGUCAAUCAGCUCUCGGGCGGCAGCCCCCCGCGCGGGGGCUCAGCGAUGCUAGGCUUAGCGACAAGCGGCAGUGACGGCGGCGGCGGCCACGGCACAGACACACACCCUCCCACAGGCGCGCACUCGGGCAGCGCCGGCGAGCGGGCGGUGGAGGCACCCUCGGAGCCCGGUGCGGGUCAGGGAGGGGGCGUGCGACCGGGGACCGGCCCCGAAGCGCAGCAUGGAGGAAGAAAUGCAGCCGGCGGAGGAGGGGCCCAGCCUCCCCAAAAUCUACAAGCAGCGCAGCCCCUACAGCGUCCUCAAGACGUUUCCCGGCAAGAGACCCGCGCUGGCCAAACGCUACGAGAGACCCACCCUGGUGGAGCUGCCGCACGUCCGGCCGCCACCGCCGCCCUUCGCGCCGCACGCCGCCGUCUCCAUCAGCAGCAGCGAGCCGCCGCCGCAGCAGCAGUUCCAGGCGCAGAGCACCUACCCCCCGGGGCCCGGCCGGGCGGCCGCUGCCGCAGCCGCUUCGUCGUCAUCGCCUUCCGCCGCGUCCCAAGGCCACCUGAGGACUCCCGCCCAGCCGCCCGCCGCCCCCGCCGCAUCUUCAUCUUCGUCUUUCGCCGCCGUCGUCCGGUACGGCUCGGGCCCUGCGGCUGCCGCGGGCAGCAGCAGCGCUGGCAGUGACGGUGCCAACCUGGAGCUCAGCGCAGAGAGUCGCGUGAUCCUAGAUGCCUUCGCCCAGCAGUGCAGUCGAGUUCUGAGCCUCUUAAAUUGUGGGGGAAAACUUCUGGACGCCAACCACUCUCAGUCCAUGAUUUCUUACGUGAAACAGGAAGGCCCAAGUUACACUGAAAGACAGGACCAGUGCCACAUUGGAAAGGGGGUCCACAGCCAGACCUCGGACAAUGUAGACAUAGAGAUGCAGUAUAUGCAAAGGAAACAACAGACUUCUGCCUUUUUGAGAGUCUUCACUGACUCCCUACAAAAUUACCUGCUCUCGGGGAGCUUUCCAACUCCGAACACCUCCGCGGUCAGCGAGUACGGCCACCUGGCGGACGUGGACCCUCUGUCAACCUCCCCGGUGCACACGCUAGGGGGCUGGACCUCCCCAGCAACGUCCGAAUCCCACGGUCACCCGUCUUCCUCUACACUGCCGGAGGAGGAAGAGGAGGAGGAGGAGGAAGGCUACUGUCCUAGAUGCCAAGAACUGGAACACGAGGUUAUUUCAUUGCAGCAAGAAAAUGAAGAGCUCAGAAGGAAAUUAGAGAGCAUCCCAGUGCCCUGCCAGACCGUGCUAGACUACUUGAAGACGGUGCUACAGCAUCACAACCAACUCAUGAUCCCACAGCCAGCUGACCAGCCCACCGAGGGAAGCAAGCAGCUGUUGAACAACUAUCCUGUCUACAUAACGAGCAAACAGUGGGACGAGGCUGUAAAUUCUUCAAAGAAAGACGGGAGGCGGCUCCUUCGAUACCUCAUCCGAUUUGUUUUCACGACCGAUGAGCUUAAGUACUCAUGCGGCCUUGGGAAAAGGAAAAGGUCAGUGCAGUCAGGAGAGACAGGUCCUGAAAGACGCCCUCUGGAUCCAGUUAAAGUAACAUGCCUCCGAGAAUUCAUUAGGAUGCACUGCACCUCCAACCCCGACUGGUGGAUGCCCUCAGAGGAGCAGAUCAACAAGGUGUUCAGCGACGCCGUGGGCCACGCCCGGCAGGGGCGCGCAGUGGGGACGUUCCUACACAACGGGGGCUCGUUUUACGAAGGGAUCGACCCCCAGGCUGCCCAGGAUGAGGUCUUCAACAAGAAUUCCCAGGAUGGGUCUGGGGAUUAGUGGACAAAGCUGCUCCUCCACAGUAGCCGCCGCUCCUCUCAUGAGUUCUCAUUGCGAACGUCCUGUUCCCAUCACCUUAGAGUCCAGAGUGCGGCAUUCUGUCACGCGCCCUAAAUCUGAACUCUCUCAACCCAGUGACACACUUCCCAAGUAGAAAUCCACUUCAGAGUCAUUCGGGAAGUCUGUGGAGCCUACCGCAGAUUUUCAGAAUAUUACAGAAAAGAAAAAGCUACCGUUGAUUUUGCAAGGUUACUGCUGGCUAGAUGGUGAGGGUGGAAAACAAAAAAAUAGGCAGACUCCGAGUCUCCUGUCUGAAAUAGAGUAAACUCUGCUUCCUGAGCAGAGCCGGUCCCGUGGGAAACACUUACAAGGGGCAAGCAUGCCCUUACUUUCACUGUACUAAUCAUGAUGUUUUCCAAAGACUUGAAGUCAUACUUCUCAUUCGAGACAUAGGACAGGUUAGAUCAUAUGCUGUGUCUAUGCUGACAGCCUGUUGUUAACUAGAAACCAGAGGACAGAGACCACCUCUAGACAGUGAUUAAUGGGAAGUCAGCUGUUAUUUCUCAGUUAUUUUUACCAAAAAAGUUCUACCGCAUUGAUCAGGAAGACAUUGUGUGAUCUCGGGAGUUUACAAGCAGUAAUAGUUCUCAUUAUGUCAGUCAAGAAACAUCCAAAGAU
Phyllostomus discolor (pale spear-nosed bat) is the source of this 2646-nucleotide messenger RNA. RefSeq names its product BEN domain containing 4 (gene BEND4). NCBI's taxonomy places the organism in Eukaryota, Metazoa, Chordata, Mammalia, Chiroptera, Phyllostomidae. The record is from RefSeq and is a predicted model, not a curated record. The transcript has 6 exons. Bases 376 to 1968 code for a protein of 530 amino acids. Gene Ontology annotation, molecular function: DNA binding.